Molecule: messenger RNA, 2023 nt
Organism: Onthophagus taurus
Lineage: Eukaryota; Metazoa; Arthropoda; Insecta; Coleoptera; Scarabaeidae
Product: protein-serine O-palmitoleoyltransferase porcupine-like
Biological process (GO): Wnt protein secretion; lipid modification; protein palmitoylation
Cellular component (GO): membrane; endoplasmic reticulum
Molecular function (GO): palmitoleoyltransferase activity; Wnt-protein binding
Source: RefSeq, a predicted model, not a curated record
CUGGUGUAUUGGAUUGUUGAGGUUAAGUUUUAUUACCCCAUUUUCAACGGAUUAAGCGUUAAAUAUAUUAUUAAAGUGUUUAACGUGCUUUUCUGCGCAUUCGAGACAUUCCAAUUUAUACGUAUUUUUGCAGAGAUUUUUUUAUCUUUAUUCCAAUUAUAAUCAAUAAGAAAAAAUGGUGAAAAGGAUUCAUUUCGUACCUCGUUUCUUCGGUGACCGAUUCAUAGCGUUAAAAUUAUGGAGUCAAAAUUUUUCUUUGGAAGAUUGCGGAAAAAUGUUUAAAAGUUUUUUAUAUUUGAUGAAGUGGAGUUUUGAAAUAAUUUUAUUAGCUCUUUUCUGGUUGGUUGUUUUUCAACCGUUUAUGCACAACGGUUAUUUAGUGGAUCCGGAGCGAGGUGGAAUCAUUCAGCAGAUCAUUACAGUUUGUGUUAAACCAUCCGUUCAAGAUUUAAUUACACGCAUUAUAACGAUCGUGGUACUUAAUUUAAUUUUCAAUUUAAUUCUGCGUUUUCGCCGCCCAAGUUGCCGGGAAUACCACAUUAUGUCCACUAUUAUUGGAUAUAUCGUAUUACAAAUAAAUUGUUACACCAGGAAUAUGAUCUUAAUUUUAGGAUUUAUCAUGAUAAUUUUUUUCUUGGUAAGACGCGUUAAGGAUUUAAUGGUGAGGGAGGUUGGAAUGAUACGCCCUAUAUACCUUGUUUCGUUGAUUUUGAUCGGUAUUCUUUGUUUGGGGGAGAUUAUAUUCCCGAAUCCGCGUAAUUGGCAAGAAUGUCGUGGCAUUAUGAUGAUAAUGGCUAUGAAAACUAUGAGUUUGUCUAAUGACGAUUACUAUUUAAAGCGAAUAUCUUGCAUUGAGUUAUUAGGUUAUUUGCUUUGCCCGGCUACCGUUCUUUUUGGGCCAUGGAUAUCUUUGGAAACUUACACACUUAAUUACGUUAAUCAUUCGAGGCUAAACUGGAAAUGGGCUGUUAAAAUGGUUCAAACUUUUACUUAUGCCAUGGUAUUCAUGGUUUUAUCGAAUUGUUUGGGACGCGCUUUCGUUCCGACUCUAAACGCUAUGUUCAUUCCUUGCAAGUGGCACGAAGCUUUCCGAAAUGCUUUCGUAUUCCGGGCCAGCAAUUAUUUUAUCGGUUAUAUGUCUGAAUUUACUAUGAUUUCAGCUGGGUUUAAUGCUUAUAAACAUAAUGAUCCUCAAGAACGUUGGCAUUAUCCAAUAACUCGACCGUUUGCGACUGAGGUUCCAAGAUCUAUGGCGGUUGUUGUGCGGAAUUGGAAUAUUCCAGUUCAUCGUUUUUUGAAAGAAAAUGUUUACAUUCCGUAUUUAGUAGUGAGCCGAGGUUUCGCAAUUUUUUUGACUUUUUUGGUAUCGUCAUUGCUGCAUGGUUUGAAUACCCGCAUAACCAUAAUUUUAUUAAGUUUGGGAAUUUUGUCCCAUUCCCAACAAGUCGUUCAGGAUAAAUUAUCAAAGUGGUUUAAUUGUUGUUGCCGCAUAAAUGCUUGCCGAGAAAAUUGUGGACAUCGUUUCGGAUUUUGGCACCCAAUCACUUUGUUUAUUAACGGGAUUAACAUGAUUUUGAACGUCUUUCAUUUAGCCUAUUUGGGGCAUAUUAUGGACGAAAACUUUGAUCGGAGCACAAUUUGGGAUAUUUAUCAUACAUGGGAUGAUGAUUUUGGUUUGUUUACGCAUCAUGUUAUUUUGAUCUGGUUUGGAACCAUGAUGUUUGUGGUUUAAAAUACUCUAGAUGGUUGAGUUGAUUUUCUCUCAGUUUUUAAAGGCUGUGUUAAGUCUAUUAUUAAUACCAAAGAAACGGUGCCUUAAGAACAAAAAGGCCAUGUUUUUUUAUAGAGUCAAUAUUUAGUUUUCGUUUAUUUUGAAGAAUGUUUAUUUAGUUUUGCAUUAAAAGUACUCACAUUUGUGUAAAGAAACAGUAUUAUUUUGUAGUAGAAAUAAAUUUUUAUAGUGACGAGUUUGAUGUAUUGUAGGUUUUGUAACGAUUUUCUAAUAAAAUUUAUUUUAAAAUUA